Striga asiatica is the source of this 3480-nucleotide messenger RNA. The record is from the annotation of a GenBank genome assembly. Lineage: Eukaryota; Viridiplantae; Streptophyta; Magnoliopsida; Lamiales; Orobanchaceae.
CAUGAAACAACCCUAGUAUCAGGAUUGCGGUCGACGAAUUUGUUUUUUCUGCCGACGGAGUGAACAACCGAUACCUGGUUUUGGUAUUAGUCGCCGUCCAUUUCCUCCGUUCCAAACAAUACCUCUCGUAAGAAUUCAGAAACCAUAGUAGGAAGCAUUAGUCGUCGUCUUGUUCUCAGGAGGAAGCAUUCGAAUCAACAGAUCUUUAUUCCAUGCUGUGACCGGUUAAACUUUCACCAGGUUGAAUAUGCUGGGUUCCUUACCUAUACUUCCACUUCCAGCACCUCCUGCUGAUGGAGAUCUUGGCCCGAUACCCCUGGCUCAAGUGACUGAGGACUCAAAUAAUGAGAGAAAUGAAGACCUGGAUAAAGAUAAUGAUAAAUCGACCCCAACUCCAGCAUCGGUAGCUACCCAUACGAGGACAAUCGGGAUUAUAUACCCACCUCCGGACAUCAGAAAUAUUGUAGACAAAACUGCUCAGUUUGUGGCUAAGAAUGGGCCAGAGUUUGAGAAAAGGAUUAUUGCAAACAAUGAAGGAAAUGCAAAGUUCAACUUUUUACGUGCCUCUGAUCCCUACCAUGCAUAUUAUCAGCAUCGUCUGUCUGAAGCCCGGGCACAAAAUCAAUCUUCUGGCCAGCAGCAGCCGCUUGAGGCGGCUGAGCCUGCUCCUGAAUCCGCAUCUACUGCUCCCACUGCUGAUGCAAAUGAUGUUUCAUCUAAGCCCGAUCCUUCAGCCCAAUUCCGUCCUGUUCGUAAGGUGCUUGAGCCGCCAGAGGCAGAGCAAUACACUGUUCGGCUUCCUGAAGGGAUUACCGGGGAGGAGUUGGAUAUAAUUAAGCUCACUGCUCAGUUUGUUGCCCGUAAUGGAAAGUCAUUUUUGACUGGUUUGACUAGCAGAGAGAGCACGAAUCCUCAGUUCCAUUUUAUGAGGCCGACACACAGUAUGUUCAUGUUCUUUACAUCACUCGCUGAUGCUUACUCGAAAGUUUUGAUGCCUCCUAAAGGGUUGACAGAUAAGCUCAGAAAUAGUGUUGCUGAUAUGACGACUGUACUCGAGCGUUGCUUGCAUCGCCUUGAAUGGGAAAGGUCACAAGAGCAAGCUAGGCAGAAAGCCGAAGAUGAGAUAGAGCAGGAGCGACUGCAGAUGGCUAUGAUUGAUUGGCACGAUUUUGUUGUGGCUACGUCAAUAGAUUUCGCCGAUGACGAGGACGAUGAUUUACCUCCUCCAAUGACGCUCGAAGAAGUGAUAAGGAGGAGCAAGAUGUCUGCUAUGGAAGAAGAUAUUGUUGAACCUGAAAAGGAGGUGGAAAUGGAGAUGGAUGAAGAGGAAGUCCAACUCGUUGAGGAGGGCAUGAGGGCUGCAAACCUGGAAGAGAAUGGUGAUAUGAGGAAUAAAGAGGCCAAGGGAACACCUGAAGAAGAACCACCCAUGAGAAUUGUGAAAAACUGGAAGAGGCCCGAGGAGAGAAUCCCGGCCGAAAGAGAUCCCACUAAGUUUGUUGUCUCCCCGAUUACCGGAGAGCUUAUUCGCAUCGAUGAAAUGUCUGAACACAUGAGAAUUUCUCUUAUCGACCCCAAGUUUAAGGAGCAGAAGGAGAGGAUGUUUGCUAAGAUCAGAGAGACGACCCUUGCUGCAGAUGAUGAGAUUUCAAGGAAUAUCAUGGGACUCGCCAGAACCCGGCCCGAUAUUUUCGGGACUACAGAGGAAGAAGUGUCGAACGCUGUCAUGGCUGAGAUUGAAAAGAAGAAAGAUGAGCAACCAAAGCAGGUAAUAUGGGAUGGUCACACGGGAAGUAUCGGCCGAACCGCUAGCCAGGCAAUGUCUCAGAACACGGUUGUCGAGGACAUGAAUGAUGCUGACGGUAGGAGCCUCCCGGGUCCCGCACCUCCUCCUCCCAGGCCUGGUAUGCCAUCAAUUAGGCCACUGCCUCCUCCUCCUGGUCUUGCCUUGAAUAUUCCUAGGCCUUCUACAUUAAUCCACUAUCCUAACCCAUCCCCCGGUUCUGGUGUUAUUGCACCACCACCUCCUGGGCCUCCAGUUGUCAGUAUGGUUACUCCUAUUCGGCCGUCACCUCCAAUGCCAGUGAUGCAUGGGCAACAUCUUAUGGCAAACCAUCUUCCGAUGCAGCCAAAUCCGAUUAUUCCACCACCUCCCGGAGCACAGUUUAACCCUUUGGCAGGUCAGAGGCCUUUUAUUCAUAUGUCCCAGCCAGGCAUGCCUAUGGUUCCUCCACCACCAAUGCCUCAAAGCAUGAUGCCACCUCCUCCACCUGAGGAGGCGCCUCCACCACUGCCUGAAGAACCAGAGCCUAAGAAGCAAAAACUUGAUGACUCUGCUUUUAUUCCUGAAGAUCAAUUCCUGGCACAACAUUUGGGUCCUGCUCGUAUCACUAUAUCUGUGCCGAAUGUUGAUGAAGGAAAUCUGAAGGGGCAGGUACUGGAGAUUGGUGUUCAAUCCUUGUCUGAAACAGUUGCUAGUUUGAAAGAGAAAAUUGCGGGCGAGAUCCAGCUUCCUGCAAACAAACAGAAGCUGAGUGGGAAGGCAGGCUUCCUCAAGGACAAUUUAUCACUUGCACAUUACAAUGUUGGACCUGGAGAUACAUUAUCUCUUUCACUUAGGGAACGUGGUGGUAGAAAGAGAUGAGCACAUUAAUCCUGUGAAGAGGUUAAUGCUGGCUUUCAAUGUUGUAUUUCAUUUCUUUCUAGGUGGGGAUUCUGAUGGUUUUUGUGUUUAUUAAAUUUGGAAAACUUAAGUUAACGAGCUGGUUGUUGGAGUUGUCUUGUUCCAAUGUACGAUAAUUGCAGUUUGAUGUCUUCUACCUGAUAUGGAUUGCUGAUCGUUGGUAUUUUAUGUACUUGCAUGCUCUCCCUUCGUAAAUUGAUGUUGUGACCUUGCUGAUGCACAAUUCACAAUAUGUGGGAGUGGAAGAUAUUUGUGGUUUCUGAAUUCUGACAUUUCUUCAUUUUCUAUGUAGGCAUGGAGUUUUAUGGUUGUCUGGAUUACCCGAUACCUCCCAGAUCCUUGAACUCUAUAGUGAUGUUGUUGGGAUUUUAUGGCUUUCCCUUUCAGUUCUCACUUUUGAUUGUGUUAGUUGAUGGUUGAGCUUUGCUUGGAAUUUUGCAGGGCAGAGACCGCAGGUCCCUAAACCUUCUCCGUUUUGCACUGUGUAGGGAUUUGAUCUUCCGAAAGUCCUAUGGCAAUAGGAAAUUAUCUCUUUUAAUCAACUUUUUAUCAAGUGUGAAAAAUGUUACAUUUAUGAAGUUGAUAUGUGAAUCUUUUGCGUAUUAUUAACCUCAGUAAGAUCCAUUAUAACUUUUGUCUCGAUAUUACACAUCUUGGGGAUGCUGGUGUACCUCGAUCAUUAACAUGUUUCGAUAAUCUUCUUUUAUGUGGAAGGUUUUAAUAUUGUUAUUAGGGUUAAAUAGUUAAUGCCAUGUGUUAUUUUCUGCGGCAAGAGUGUGUAACAUAGCUUGUACGUG